Molecule: messenger RNA, 597 nt
Organism: Camelina sativa (false flax)
Lineage: Eukaryota; Viridiplantae; Streptophyta; Magnoliopsida; Brassicales; Brassicaceae
Source: RefSeq, a predicted model, not a curated record
AUGGCCGGCGAAUCUGUCUUGACGAAGAAGCCAAGGUUAGACAAAUCCUCUGGCGAGUCGAGUUCCGCCUCCACACGCCGAGAACUCCGGAAGUACGACCCGUACGACGAUGAAUACAUACGACAGUACCUCUUAUACUACUAUCAGUUCCAUAAGAGCGAGGGUUUCGUCAUUGAUUGGGAUAACUUGGACUACCGUUUGCUCACAUAUUUUUUAUGUAUUCAGGGGAGUCGGAUUGAGUUCGUGGAUCACGUUUCGGCAAGUUACAGGUGCUGUGCAGGUAUCCUUUAUUGGGUUACGUUUUGGGCUAAGGAUUUGGCAUCAUCCAAUCCUGAGCCUAGACUUUAUCAAACUAAUGUUCGCCUCUGCGGACCAACCUUCUGUGAGAUGUUAAUCUUCAGGCUCAAACCUACUGAUGAAGAGAUUGCUGCUAUUCAAGUGGAUCCACCUCCUCCAUUGUUUGAUGGUAACCCAGAGUUACCAACAAUAUUGUUCACCGUAACGGGUCCAGGAUCUGGUUCCAUGUCCAUACCCGAAGUUUCCUUCACUCGGAUUCCUGCUGAAGUUGAGCCGACCGUGUGGUCACCAUACGUGUAA